AUGGCACAAUCUGCAUACAACCCAGGUUGCUUUGUGAAUUGCAUUGUUUCAGUGGGUCGGCAACAGAAAAUCAUUGUACCCAACAAACAUGGUGAAAAACUCGUGGGCCUAUUACAUGAAACCGGUUCUGAGGAGAUUGUAAUCUUAUGUCAUGGUUUUCGAUCCACCAAGGAAACCACUACCAUUACAAACCUUGCCAUUGCAUUGGAAAAUGAAGGAAUUAGUGCCUUCCGUUUUGACUUUGCUGGAAAUGGGGAGAGUGAAGGCACCUUUCAGUAUGGUAACUAUUGGAGAGAGGCUGAUGACUUGCAUGCUGUGAUCCAACACUUCUCUGGGGCAAACCGUGCAGCAAGUACAAUUCUUGGGCACAGUAAAGGUGGUGAUGUUGUGCUCCUGUAUCCUUCUAAGUAUCAUGGCAUUCGCACGGUUGUCAAUGUUUCUGGACGUUAUGAUCUCCAGAGAGGUAUUGAAGAACGCUUAGGGAAAGACUUUCUGGAAACAAUCAAGAAGGAAGGAUAUCUUGAUGUCAAGAAUAAGACAGGAGAUGUUAGUUAUCGUGUGACCGAGGAAAGUUUGAUGGAUCGCCUGAGUACUGAUAUGCAUGAAGCAUGCCUUCAGAUUGACAAAGAAGGCCGGGUCUUGACAGUCCAUGGUUCUGCUGAUGAGAUCAUCCCUGUUGAAGAUGCAUUAGAGUUUUCUAAGAUAAUACCAAACCACAAAUUACAUGUUAUAGAAGGGGCUGAUCAUUUUUACACCUCACAUCAGGCUGAGUUAGUAUCAGUUGUUUUGGACUUCAUAAAGGCAGCUCUGCAGCAGGACAAGGCUACUUCCAACUGA
Molecule: messenger RNA, 837 nt
Organism: Prunus armeniaca (apricot)
Lineage: Eukaryota; Viridiplantae; Streptophyta; Magnoliopsida; Rosales; Rosaceae
Source: the annotation of a GenBank genome assembly